AUGUCAUCUGAUCAAGCAGUGUAUGAUGAUGCUCUCACUCCUGAGCAAACUAGAACUUUACGUUAUUUUUCUGCUUCAAAGAGAGGACAAGUGUUGGAAAUUCAAGAAUUGUUGAAUGAAGAUUCCAAGUUUAAUGUUUUACAAUUGGACGAAUUUGGAAAUACUGCAUUGCAUUGGGCUGCUGGUGCUGGCCACCUUGAUUGUGUCAAGUAUUUGGUAGAAACUCUUAAAUUGCCACUCGAUAGUACAAACAAAUUUGGUGACACUCCACUUCACAAAGCUACAUGGAGAGGUGCUUUGGAUGUUGUGAAAUAUCUUGUUGAAAAGGAUGCUAAAUUGGAUAUUGUAAAUUCACAAAAUAAGAGACCUGUGGAUUUGGCUCAUCACUUGGAGGUGAAGUCAUAUUUACAAAGCUAUGAAGGAGAUGACGAAGAUUAUGAAGAAGAUGAAGAUGAGGAAGAGGAUUAA
Messenger RNA from Naegleria lovaniensis, 468 nucleotides. RefSeq lists its product as uncharacterized. The transcript is spliced from 3 exons. The record is from RefSeq and is a predicted model, not a curated record. The coding region runs from base 1 to 468 and encodes 155 amino acids. Gene Ontology annotation, molecular function: protein binding. Lineage: Eukaryota; Heterolobosea; Eutetramitea; Acrasida; Naegleriidae.